Molecule: messenger RNA, 1532 nt
Organism: Homarus americanus (American lobster)
Lineage: Eukaryota; Metazoa; Arthropoda; Malacostraca; Decapoda; Nephropidae
Product: compound eye opsin BCRH2-like
Exons: 3
Coding region: 113-1246 (377 amino acids)
Biological process (GO): G protein-coupled receptor signaling pathway; visual perception
Cellular component (GO): membrane
Molecular function (GO): G protein-coupled receptor activity
Source: RefSeq, a predicted model, not a curated record
CCUCGCCAGUCCGUGAAAGAAUACCCACGGAGCGCUAGUUUGACUUCAUCCACGCUAAGACGUCUACCAGUUAGCGAUCAUUACCUCGAGUUCUGUUGUAGACGUCGGAAAAAUGGCUGCUGGAACAGUCAACGUGUCUGGGGUAUUGGCCUAUAGGGCUGGUGGGGUGGCUUUUGGCUACCCCGAAGGCUUUACACUGAUGGACAUGGUCCCUGAUGACGUGAAGCCUCUGAUUCACUCCCACUGGAAUAAGUUUCCUCCCGUCAACCCCAUGUGGCACUAUCUGCUGGCAGGCAUAUUCAUUAUACUGGGAAUUCUUUCCUUCUUUGGUAAUGGAAUGGUCAUAUAUCUGUUCUCAUGCAAGAAAAGUCUCCGUUCACCAGCAAACAUGUUUGUUGUCAAUCUGGCAUUCAGUGACUUCAUGAUGAUGGUGUCACAGUUUCCCAUGUAUGUCAUGAACUGUUUUGGUGGCGGCUACUGGAUACUGGGAGCUUUCGCCUGCCAGGUUCACGCCUUCACAGGGGCCAUAUUUGGUCUUACCUCACUAUUGACGUUGGCUGCUAUUGGAUACGAUCGUUACUGUGUGAUCGUGAAGGCAUUCGACGGAGGACACAUCAGUUCCGGGAAGGCUUUCUUUAUCAUCCUGUUGUGCUGGGGCUACUCCAUCGCCAUCGCCAUCUGGCCCUUCUUCGGCUGGAACUCCUACAUUCCUGAGGGCAUCCUAACCUCCUGCAGCUUCGACUACAUCAGCCAAGACUGGGGCACCAAGUCCUUCGCGUUGUUCCUCUUCAUCAUGUGCUACUGCAUCCCACUUACUACCAUCAUCUUCGUGUACUCACAAAUUGUGAGCGCUAUUCGUCAACACGAAAAGGCUUUGAGAGCCCAGGCCAAGAAGAUGAACGUUGAAAAUCUCCGCUCCAACGUCGAUGCCAACAAACAGAGCGCAGAAGUUCGCAUCGCAAAGGUUGCUGUGGCCAACGUGUUCCUGUGGGUACUCACCUGGACUCCCUAUGCCUACGUCGUCAUGAUGAGUUUGUUCGGCGACCAGUCAAAGGUGACACCAUUGGUCUCCGCCCUGCCUGGUCUCAUCUGUAAGACGGCCUCCGUGUACAACCCCAUCAUGUUCGCCAUCUCCCACCCCAAGUUCCGCCUCGCCCUCCAGGAGACUCUUCCUUGGUUCUGUAUUAACGAGCCCAAGGAUGACGACUCUAAGUCUACGAAGACCGAGUCCGAACCCUGCAAGUAAGACCUGAGACAAGAAUAACUAAGGCAUAACGACCCUCCUGAACUGGACACUACUUAUGACCAAUCAGAUGUUACUGUAAUUGCUGAUUGUGUCCAUCAAGUUUACUUCCCUGACAGUAGAAAUAGGCGUCGGAUUGAGAGAGAGAGAGACGUAGAAAAGCAACCAAUUUGUUGCUGCUGAAAACUACGCACACUAGACAAUUUGAUUCACUACUUGGCUUAUGGCUUUGUGAUACCCCCUACCCUCCUUACCCCAUGUCUUGCUAAUAAUAAACGCUGCAAUACCA